Seminavis robusta is the source of this 837-nucleotide messenger RNA. The record is from the annotation of a GenBank genome assembly. Lineage: Eukaryota; Bacillariophyta; Bacillariophyceae; Naviculales; Naviculaceae.
CUGUUCCCACCCUCCACAAAAUGACAGCAAACGUUGCCAUCUGCCAUCAACAAAGCUCUUGCCCGACAGUCCUUCAUCAUUAUCAUCACCCUUUACCAGUACCACAAUGGGAUUUCAACAGCUGUCGACUCUCUUGAUUGUGUUGCUCCUUCAACUGGGGCAGGCUCUUUCUUUUGGCUUCAUGGAAUGUCGCUCCGUGCCGGUUUCCCAGUCAACCGUCGAACAUUCGUCGCACCCUCAUGAUGCUUCUCUAUUUCAAGAUCGAAGGGCAUUCCUUCAGGCAUCAGCUACACUACUAGUUGCCAUAUCAGCAGGACAACCACAGCCAGUCAGUGCUUCCAAUGGCGAGAUGGCCAACCUGGAACUCCCGAGUUACAUUGAAUUUCUCAUGGAAAAGAAUGCAAUGGCCGACCCAGAUGCAUUCCUCUACAAGCGUCCGGAUCCAAAGACUCAAUUGACGCGGCUCUUGGAUGCCACCAAACGGCUCGAGGAUAUUCCGGCAUUGGCAGCCGAUAAGAAAUGGAGUCAAGUUCAGGGAAUUCUCACGGGUCCGUUGGGCACUUUGGCGCAAACGCUCAAUAUGAUUGCCAAAGAGUCAUCUCCCGAAGUACAAGUCAAGGCCAAAAAGGUCAAGGAAACAAUAUUCAACAUCAGUAUGGCAGCGUCCAAAAAGAGCGAGGCCGAAGUUGUAGCCAAAACCAAGGCGGCCAAAGCCGAUCUGGAAGCCUUUGUAAGGGCGGCCUUUUAGCCGGUAGUGUAAUGGUAUGCGACAUGCCACUCAAAUUGAAUAAGCAGAGACGCCGCCUUUUCUAAGUUGCAACAACAGUCAGUAGGGUU